AUCUUUAAAAGCCGCUUUCACUUUACCACUUUCUUUAGCUACUCUCUCUCUCUCUCUCUCUCUCUCUCUGAAACAGGAACACUGAGCCAGCCCACGUGACAUAAUUCAUAUGUUUCCAUCUUCUUUUCCUAGAACUUACCAUUUGCUCCUUUCAUACCUCUCUUCUUCUUUUUCUCCUCUUCUUUCACCAACCUUUUUCUCUCUUUCUUUAAAGCACCAACCGCACAAUCCAUGUUUUAAUCUCUUCAUCUCUGUUCAUGGCCUAUCAUCUAAAAGAUUUCUCUGUUUUAAUUUUCUUCUUAAUACUAAUAAUCCCUGUCUCUUGCCAAUUAAACGAAGUUUUCUUUUCUGGGUUUAAAGAUAUUAACAAAGACAACCUAACCCUAACCGGAGGUGCAGAGAUUACCGAAGAUGGCAUUCUUCGUUUAACUAACGAAACAAGUAGGAUAAUGGGUCAUGCUUUUUAUUCUUCUCCUUUUCAGUUCAAGAACUCAACUGUUAAUUCUAAAGUUUUCUCCUUUUCUACAUCUUUCGCUUUCUCAAUAGUUCCUGAGUAUCCAAAGCUUGGUGGCCAUGGCCUCGCUUUCACUAUUUCAACUUCCAAAGAAUUGAAGGCUCUUCCUAGUCAGUAUUUGGGUCUUCUUAAUGCAACUGAUUUAGGUAACUUCACAAAUCAUCUUCUUGCAGUUGAAUUUGACACCGUUCAAGAUUUCGAGUUUCAAGAUAUAAACGACAACCAUGUGGGUAUUGACAUUAACAGCUUGAAAUCUAAUGCGUCUGCUCCUGCUGCUUUUUUUUUUGAAAAUAAUAAUACUUUUUCAAAGCAAGAUUUGAGUCUCAAAGAUGGAAGUCGAAUCCAGGUCUGGAUCGAUUAUGAUUCUGUUCAGAAUCUUUUAAAUGUCACUAUUUCACCCACAUCCAACAAGCCAAGAUUGCCGAUCUUGUCACUUCAUAUAGAUCUGUCACCAAUUUUUCAAGACUAUAUGUACGUUGGUUUUUCUUCCUCAACGGGUUUGCUUGCUAGCUCACAUUAUAUUUUAGGCUGGAGCUUUAAAAUCAAUGGACAAGCUCCAGGUUUGGAUCUUUCUUCAUUACCUUCUCUUCCAACAGUGUCUAAAAAGAAUCACACUUCUUUUAAAAUAGCAGUUUCAGUUCUGUCAGCUUUCCUUUCAAUCACUGCAAUAGCGUUAGCUAUACUUUACUUUAUUACAAAAUUUAGAAAUGCUGAAGUAAUAGAAGAUUGGGAAAUGGAGAUUGGACCGCACAGGUACUCAUAUCAAGAACUAAAGCAAGCAACAAGUGGGUUUUCCGACAAACAGUUACUUGGACAGGGUGGUUUUGGUAAAGUUUAUAAAGGUACAUUACCAGAUUCAAAGAUUGAAGUUGCUGUCAAGCGAAUUUCUAAUGAUUCUAAUCAAGGUCUACAAGAGUUUGUUUCAGAAAUCGGUAGUGUUGGUCGACUUCGUCAUAGAAACUUGGUUCAGUUGCUGGGUUGGUGCAGGCGAAAAGACGAUUUCCUGCUUGUCUACGAUUUUAUGUCUAACGGCAGUUUAGACAAGUUCAUUUUUGAUCAAGCAGAGACAGUAUUAAAUUGGGAACAAAGGUUCAAGAUUAUAAAGGAUGUUGCUUCUGGACUUCUUUAUUUGCAUGAAGGAUACGAACAAGUGGUUAUACAUAGAGAUGUUAAGGCAUCUAAUGUUCUAUUAGAUACUGAAUUAAAUGGUAAGCUUGGUGACUUUGGGCUUGCAAGAUUAUAUGAACAUGGUUCGAACCCAAGCACGACGAGGGUGGUGGGUACAUUAGGUUAUCUAGCACCAGAAUUACCUAGAACAGGAAAAGCUACCACAGGUUCAGAUGUGUAUGCAUUUGGGGCACUUCUGCUUGAAGUGGCUUGUGGGCGCAGGCCGGUGGAACCAAAGGCGUUGCCGGAGGAAAUGGUGUUGGUGGAUUGGGUAUGGGAAAGGUUUAAAGAAGGGAGAAUUCUUGAGGUGGUGGAUAAUAGGCUAAAUGGGGAAUAUAAUGAGAGUGAAAUUGUAAUGGUGAUAAAAUUGGGAAUAAUGUGUUCAAAUAAUGUGGCAAUGGCGAGGCCAAGUAUGAGACAAGUGGUAAGGUAUUUGGAUGGAGAGAUUAGCGUGCCUGAAAAUUUGAUGGCUCCUCAUGGUGUUCCAUAUGAUGGAGGGAAAGCCAUUGUUGAAGGGUUAGAUGAUAUUGUGAAUUCAUUAGCUUCUUCUUCUUUUGAUAAAAUGUCUGCUUCUUCGUUUAUGGAAAAUGGGAAUGGUGGUUCUAGUUUUGCUGCACUUUCUACUUCACCACUUUCUCUUCUCCAUGUUGGAGAGGAAGCUAGGUAGUGCCAUUGAUUUAGAGGUGACAAUUUUUCUUCUUCCACUUACCUUUUUUUUUUUUUUUU
Jatropha curcas is the source of this 2407-nucleotide messenger RNA. RefSeq names its product L-type lectin-domain containing receptor kinase S.4. Gene Ontology annotation, biological process: protein phosphorylation. NCBI's taxonomy places the organism in Eukaryota, Viridiplantae, Streptophyta, Magnoliopsida, Malpighiales, Euphorbiaceae. The record is from RefSeq and is a predicted model, not a curated record. Gene Ontology annotation, molecular function: carbohydrate binding; protein kinase activity; ATP binding.